AUGAAAGAUGGGCCGCUGACGACUCCAGACGCGAAUGGCGCGGCCCAACAGGAGAGGGAACAGCAGCAGCAGCGGCCUCGCUUCUUCCUUGGGGACGCCGCGUUCAGUGUGUAUGAGGAGAUGGCGGUGCAGCUGCGCCAGCUGGGGUGGAGCGAGACGAAAUCCACGGCGCUGGUGGUGAAGUGCGAUCUCGUGUUGGGUGACCGCUUCACGAUACCGUACUCGCUGCUGAGGUGCGAGCGGCUUCUGCCGACUUCGCACUACGGCGGCUACCGCUGGCUCAAUUACUUCCGCGGGUCUCACCGUCUCACCCUCAAGGCAUCGAUGGCGCGGCUACUGCAGGCCGCUGACGCCACCUGUGACGAGUGGAUGCCGCGCUCCUUCGUGCUGGGCGGUGAUCAGCGCAAGCGGGAGGACGACAGGGAGGCAUUCCUGCAGUGGGCAGAGACCCACCCGGAGGAGAUGUGGAUCAUCAAGCCUAGCAGUGGUAGCAAAGGGAAGGACAUCGUGCUCACGCGUCGGCUUGCGGAGCUGCAGGCAUUCGUCGAGUCCCGGGAGCCGAGCAGCCGCAGCAUAUUUGUGGCUCAGAAGUACGUGGAGCGGCCGCUGUUGUUGCGCGGCCGCAAGUUCGACAUCCGCGUGUGGGCGCUGCUGAGGACGCCGUACGACGUGUACGCCUUCACACAGGGAAGCUGCCGCACAUCGAGCGUGCUGUACGACCCUGACAACGCCGGCAACACGCUCGCGCACCUCACCAAUCACUGCCUGCAGGAGUCCGCUGCACAGUUUGGGCAGUACGAGGAGGGCAACGAGUUGUGGCUUCCGCAGCUUGGCGAGUACCUGCGUGAUGUGUACCACGACGACAUUCUCGAGAAGCGUAUUCUGCCGCAGGUGUCGAACAUCAUCGUGCGCACGCUGCUGGCGAUGAAGGCGGAGAUGGAGGUGCUGCCCGACGAGCCGUACAAGUGCUUCCAGCUCUUCGGCUACGACUUUAUCAUUGACGAGCAGCUCAACGUGUAUCUGCUGGAGAUCAACGGCUCCCCCGGGGUUGCGGCUGCUUACCUGCAGUCGGUGGUGCGCGAGACACUCGCGCUUGUGGACGACGGCGGCGGCGGCGGCGCCGCACUUCAGCGGUGGGACCUUAGCGUCGCGCAGUUCGUGAAGUUGUGGGGCGACGGUGACGCGCUGCCCGACGGCGCCGCGCGGCUCUGA
Trypanosoma grayi is the source of this 1212-nucleotide messenger RNA. Its product is annotated as tubulin-tyrosine ligase. The record is from RefSeq and is a predicted model, not a curated record. The transcript has a single exon. Gene Ontology annotation, biological process: protein modification process. Lineage: Eukaryota; Euglenozoa; Kinetoplastea; Trypanosomatida; Trypanosomatidae. Bases 1 to 1212 code for a protein of 403 amino acids.